AUGUGGCUCUUUCCUGCAUUUACUACAUUAGGCUCCUUUUUUCUUCUUUUUAGUUUUCUAUUGGAGCUUUUUAUAAUUAUUGGUCAGAUAUCAAAUCGACAUUUCCUAAGAAAAAUUUUUUAUGCACGAGCAUGGAAUAAUCAAGGUCAAUCUUAUAAUCUGGGCUUAUGGAAUUAUUGUACUGUAGAUGGUAAUGGGGAUGCUACAAGCUGUGCACAUCCUUAUGCAGCUUACAAUUGGGCACAAACACCCAAUAUUGUGGACACUGUCCCUAAUUUAGCUAAUAGUGGAUAUAUCAAGAGUCUCUUCUUGGGUCUCUUUAUCUUACUUUUCAUUGGUCUAGGUUUCAGCUUUAUCCUUUGGCUCAUGAGUUUACCCAUUUGUUGCUUGAAACGUCGUGGUUGGGGAUACUCAAUGUCCACUCUUACCUUUAUUAAUUUCUUGGUUACCUUGGUCGCUCUCAUCUUGGCUCUCAUUUUAGUUUUAGCAGGCAUAAAGAAUUUAACAAGUGGUGCAAGUCCAUGGCAAGCACAUGCCGGGAAUGCUCUUUGGCUUCAUAUUGGUGCUGUUGUUUCUCUUUUAUUAGCCUUUUUCUUUUAUUCGGGUGGUUCUUGCUUUGGACGCAAAGGCUCUGACAAUAGACAUUAUGAUGUUGAAGAUAACAGAGGAUGGUUUUCUAGAAGAAGAAGAAAGAAUAGAUCACAGGUUAGUCCAGUCUAUAGCAACGACAAGGAUAAUCAAUACAAGUAUGAAAAUUAUCAUUCCAACUAUAAUAAUACGCAUGUCCCCUUGGAUACAGAUAGGGGAAAUCAAUCUACUUAUAUGACUACAUCUGGUGUUCAACCCAUAACAACUACUGCCACUACUACUUCCCCUUCUUCUUAUGGUCAAAAUGCGAAUACCAGUAAUAAUAUAACUGGCCAAAGGAAUACAGAUGUAUUGCAACAACCUUAUAUGAUGUCUCCUAAUUUAGAACGUCAACGAACACCUACUGGUGGUAUUUCGAACACGCUCGACAACAAUCAUGUUCAGUCUCACUAUACUAACUAUAACCAGCAGCCUACCCAUUUAACUACUGGUGAUAGCAGUGUACCUCAUGAUCAAAACGAUAGCUCUAUACGACCUGGUUAUCAAACACCGGUUCUUCAAUCUGCAAAUAUAAUUCAGUAA
Molecule: messenger RNA, 1170 nt
Organism: Cokeromyces recurvatus
Lineage: Eukaryota; Fungi; Mucoromycota; Mucoromycetes; Mucorales; Mucoraceae
Product: SUR7/PalI family-domain-containing protein
Exons: 2
Coding region: 1-1170 (389 amino acids)
Cellular component (GO): plasma membrane; growing cell tip; cell division site
Source: RefSeq, a predicted model, not a curated record